AUGCGUGUCUCAUCCUCGGCCUUAUUGGCCUCUCUACUCGCAUUGGCUGCUGCUAAGCCUGUGCCCGAGACUCACGUGGUUCAUGAGAAGCGUGAUAUUGCGCAUCGCUUCACCACUUCCAAAUGGGUCAAGAGGGAUAGAUUGGAGAAAAACACUGUCUUGCCUGUUCGUGUUGGCUUGAAGCAGCAGAAUCUGCAGAACGGUGUCGAAUGGCUUAUGGAUGUGUCCAAUCCCCAAUCUCCCAACUUUGGAAAACAUUGGACGUCGGAUGAGGUCAUCGACAAAUUUGCACCAUCCAACGACACUUUGACUACCGUUCGCGACUGGCUCGUAAAGAACGGUAUCUCCGACCGCAGAAUCACACACUCUGACAACAAGGCAUGGUUCGCCUUUGACGCCACCACCAAGGAAGUCGAGGAUCUACUACACACUCAGUACCAUGAAUUUGAGCACAGUUCUACUGGAAACUACGUCGCAGCUUGUGACGAAUAUCACGUUCCCAAGCAUAUUCAGGAUCACAUAGACUUCAUCUCGCCUGGUGUUAAGGGUGCCAACCUUCGCAAGCGCACCUCCAAGAAAGCCAAGCGAGGACUCAGAGGUGCUCCAGCUCGUAAGCAGGCACCUUUCAUGCCGAAGAACAUAUCUUCUCUCAGCACUUGUGAUCAAGUGGUGACACCAGCAUGUAUCCAAGCAUUAUACAAGAUUGCUCCCAACGAUCCUCAUGCCAAAGUCAAUUCUAAUAACUCUCUCGGUAUCUUUGAGGAGGGCGAUUACUACGCCCAGGGAGACUUGGACCGCUUCUUCGGAAACUUCACACCUUACAUUCCUAAUGGCACUCAUCCCAUUCCUAACUUUAUUGAUGGUGCAAAGGCACCUGUUAGUCUGAGUCUUGCUGGCGGUGAGAGUGACCUGGACUUCCAGCUCGCCUACCCCUUGAUCUACCCUCAGACCACCACUCUGUACCAGACUGAUGACCUCUACUACGCGUUUGGUAACGACCCCAAUGCCACCGGACUUUUCAACACUUUCUUCGAUGCCAUCGAUGGCUCAUACUGCACGUACUCUGCCUACGGUGAGACUGGAAACGACCCUAUCCUUGACCCCAAGUACCCAAACACCGCCGCAAGCAAUGGCUACAGAGGUCCACUACAGUGUGGUGUCUAUAAGCCUACGAAUGUCAUCUCCAUCUCAUACGGCGAGCAGGAGCAAGACCUACCUGCCUACUAUCAGCAGCGUCAAUGCAAUGAAUGGCUCAAGCUUGGUCUGCAAGGUGUAUCCAUCUUCGUCGCUUCUGGCGAUACCGGUGUCGGUGGCAUUAGAGGUGACGGCUCAGCAAACGGAUGCCUAGGUUCCAACGCCACAGUCUUCUCGCCCACUCACCCCAACUCUUGCCCCUGGCUCACUAACGUCGGUGGUACUAAGAUCUACCCUGGACGCAGUGUUUACGAGCCCGAGUCCGCAGUCAACGAUCCCGAGUCUGGCUACUCAUCCGGCGGCGGUUUCUCCAAUCUCUUCGACAUCCCUGAGUAUCAAGCUUCUGCUGUCAAGACUUAUUUCGAGGAGCAUGAGCCUCCGUACAAGUACUACCGUAAUGGCCAGUACAAUGGCACUGGUGGUGGACUCUACAACCGCAAUGGCCGUGGUAUCCCCGACGUCGCUGCCAAUGGUGAUAACUUUGCCGUCUUUAACGGUGGCCGCUUCAUCCUCGAGGGCGGUACUUCUGGCUCUGCACCCAUAUUUGCUUCCAUUAUCAACCGCAUUGUAGAAGAGCGUAUCGCCAUCGGCAAAGGACCUUUGGGCUUCGUCAAUCCUACUCUCUACCAGCACCCUGAAGUGUUGAAUGACAUUGACAAUGGCACAAACCCUGGCUGUGGCACACAGGGGUUCAGUUCAGUCAAAGAUUGGGAUCCUGUUACUGGGCUAGGUACGCCUGAUUAUCCCAAGAUGUUGAGUUUGUUCUUGAGCUUGCCUUGA
This is a messenger RNA of Aureobasidium subglaciale EXF-2481, 1974 nucleotides long. RefSeq lists its product as uncharacterized. Bases 1 to 1974 code for a protein of 657 amino acids. Gene Ontology annotation, molecular function: serine-type endopeptidase activity; tripeptidyl-peptidase activity. The transcript is spliced from 2 exons. NCBI's taxonomy places the organism in Eukaryota, Fungi, Ascomycota, Dothideomycetes, Dothideales, Saccotheciaceae. The record is from RefSeq and is a predicted model, not a curated record. Gene Ontology annotation, biological process: proteolysis.